Messenger RNA from Parnassius apollo (apollo), 543 nucleotides. The record is from the annotation of a GenBank genome assembly. NCBI's taxonomy places the organism in Eukaryota, Metazoa, Arthropoda, Insecta, Lepidoptera, Papilionidae.
AUGCAUCGACUUUUUGCUGAGCUGGAGCUAUCUGUAACCGUCACCGAGCAAAACCUGGCAGACCGAGUUCGGUAUAUCUUGCGCUCAAAUAUAUUUGAUGUCACCGAACUCGAACGGCAACGACGUGAGGCUGUUCUUUCAUCGGGUGAAAAUGCUGCGGCUGAGGAUACGGUGCCACAAAAUGCUGAGCAAACGGCAAAUGUGGAUGCCGCCGUGAAUACGCCAGUUGUGGUUGAUUCAAACGAUGACGGAACAGUCGCCCAGGAACUGGAACUAGAGCAAAUGAGGAGCACAUUGGAUCGAGUACUCGAAAAUCGACCGCGACUUCCCCGCUUAGCCCUAAGCAAGCGGAAUCGGGCUGUCGUGAGGGCUCUGAACCCAAUGCUGGUUACCUACUUGGAAGCCAGCCGGGACCUUUGCGAGACGGACUCAAUUCUUUUUGGCGCCGCAGUGGCAGCUUGCCGUAUUCCAAUUUUUUGGGCGCCAAUUAGCGGGAGACGCCCAGGCCCGGCACCGUUUCAUUGUAUCAUUGUACGGCCGUAA